Molecule: messenger RNA, 1123 nt
Organism: Rhodotorula graminis WP1
Lineage: Eukaryota; Fungi; Basidiomycota; Microbotryomycetes; Sporidiobolales; Sporidiobolaceae
Exons: 6
Coding region: 73-1026 (317 amino acids)
Molecular function (GO): oxidoreductase activity
Source: RefSeq, a predicted model, not a curated record
CUCGCCCGCACCCUCUUGCCUCGCCGUCGCUCCAUCCGCGCCGCCCACCUUGUCGACCCACCUCGCCCGAUCAUGUCGUCCACCACCACCACGUCGGCCACGAGCGUCGACUUGCUCGCCCAGGCCGCCACCGAGUCGAUCAAGGCCCCGCUGUACUAUUUCGACGGCCACACGACCGACCACAAGCAGCCGUACCAGCUCCAGUACCCUUCCCCUGGGCCGCACCUCCCCUUCACCAACGCUGUCGUGGCGACCUACCCGACCGAGAUCUUCGACAUCCGCCCGCUCGUCGGCACCGACCAAGCCGCGCAGAUCUCUAUCGAGACGACCGGCUUCGGGCUCGUGCCGGCAGAGAGCGCCAAGACGGCGAUGCGCUACGACGACUGGACCGACGAGGCCAAGAUCAAGAGCGUCUACUACAAGGAGGUCGAGGACCUGUUCAAGAAGCAGUACGGCGCCUCGAGGGUCAUCAUCUUCGACCACACGAUCCGCCGAGGCGAGAAGCCCGGCGAGGAGACGCCCGACACGCCGACGAGUCGCAAACCGAUUCCUCGAGUGCAUGUCGAUCAGACCCCCGAGUCGGGCAGGCGUCGGGUACUGCGUCACGGCGGCGAGGAUGGCGAGAAGCUCCUUCGAGGCCGCGCUCAGCUCAUCAACACGUGGAAGCCGCUGCGCGGGCCCGUGCGCGACAUGCCGCUCGCAUUUGCCGACGCGCGCACGCUCGACACGGACAAGGACCUCGUGCGCGCUCGCCUCCUGUACCCGACCGAGGGCGAGUACGCGCAACCCGAGGGCGAGACGCUCACCGUCAAGCACAGCCCGAACCACAAGUGGUACUACCUGAGCGAGAUGCGCCCUGACGAGGUUCUCCUCCUCAAAUGCUGGGAGAGCCUGCCCGACGGCAAGAUCGGCACGAUAACCCCGCACACCGCCUUCCACGACCCGCGCUUCUUCGGCAAGGAGGGCGUCGAGCUGCGCGAGAGCAUCGAGGUGCGCGCGCUCGUCUUCCACGAGGUCGACGAGUAGACGCACGAUCCCUCCCCUCUCUUGUCCUUCUUCUCGCCGCGUCGCCUCCAUGUCAAUAGCCUGUCGUGGAACGUUUUUCGCCGCGUCGUUCGCUCUC